AUGGCCCCGAUCCCAGUGGGUGGUAAGGUUACCCGUAUAUUGACAACGCCCGCGUUACUCGGCUUUUUCCCGGUCGCUGCGCACCUUGAUCUCUUCAGUAUUAUUGGGAACGGUGAUGAGUCCCUUUCCGCACGGGACGUUCUGGAUGUCUGUCAAGCCAGAGUUACUGAUGGUGCCCUGAAUUCUGUACCACGUAAGGCUACGCUGUUCCACAAACGUUACAGCUCACUGCUAACAGUCCUUGAUUGGUCAGCUCUACAACUCAUUGAUGACACGUUACUAGCCAUGGGUGGACUGGGUCUGCUAGAAGUAGUUGAAGAGGGUCUAUAUGCCGCAAAUGACCUUACUCGACACCUGGGCUCGACUCCCUCAGCGGUACAUGGGGGAAUUCACUUUACCACGGAGGUUAUCUUCGCCGCGUCAUUUUUGAUGCGAAAACUCAAAGCCGAAAACUUUGCAUACCCUUUCCAGGGGAAUGAGACACCAGUGCAGUAUGCAUAUGGGCUCAUGGGGAGAGAGGAGUACAAGAAGAUGAAUACAUAUGCCAUCAUGGCCGCUGAGGGUCGGUAUGAUAUGGGCGCUGUGCUCCUAGAAGGCGGCCCAUCCACAUCAACCAAGAUUGUGGACAUCGGUGGUGGAAGAGGCGAUGUAUUCCUUCAGUUUAAAGCUGCCUUCCCACAACUCCAGAAAGAAGAUCUGGUGGUCGAGGAAUUUGAGGAUGACCUUGAUGAUGUGCCUGGGGUCACUUUAACCCGCUGGCAUUACAGUGAUGAGAGUAGCCCGCAGCCAGUCAAGAGCGCCCUGGUUUACAAUAUGUCUUGCAUCCUCCAUAACCUCCCAGAUCUCAACGCGGUUCGUCUCUUACAGCGUGUGGCUGAAGUAAUGGCACCAUACUCGCGGAUCCUGGUGCAUGAGGGUAGAAAAGAAAAGGACAUGGCGGCCUUCCACGCAGCGAUGAUAUUAUUGUAUGGUGGACGAGAACGAACUUCCCUAGAGUGGCGCCAGAUGGCCAAGCUGGCAGGAUUGAAAGUAACAUUUGAAGGAAUUCCGGAGACUGAACCGGGGUUCGUUAUACUGGAGUUCAGAAAGGCUUAG
Messenger RNA from Aspergillus puulaauensis, 1095 nucleotides. RefSeq lists its product as uncharacterized. The record is from RefSeq and is a predicted model, not a curated record. Gene Ontology annotation, molecular function: O-methyltransferase activity. Lineage: Eukaryota; Fungi; Ascomycota; Eurotiomycetes; Eurotiales; Aspergillaceae. The transcript is spliced from 5 exons. The coding region runs from base 1 to 1095 and encodes 364 amino acids.